ACAUUUUCGUAAGGGUACAGACGGGCGUAUUAUGUGCUCGCCUUAGUGACACUCUUGUUUUUAUUCAAAUCAACUUCUCGUUUGCGUGGACUUGUCCUUUAAUAAUGAUCAGGAUGUUAUUACUAUCAUAUACUAUGUACUACGUAAAGAAAGAAAUAAACUAUACGCUGCAUGUGAGAUGCAUGCUAGAGACUGUCAAUGUGGGCAACCUGCAGGUAGCAAAAAUAGUUACCUACAAGAUCCUUCUUUUUUUUUCUUUUACUGAAAAGUUCGUGAGACAUCUUCCAACCUUCACUCUUCUUUUGAAAAUAGGAUUAGAUGUCCGUCCAUCGGAGCUUUUGCAGCCUCAGCAAAGUGAAAAGAAACCGAUCCUAAAGGACUUGGGAAAUGGUAAUCUCCUUGAAUCAACAGACUUUGAUAAAUCCAUCCCAUUACAAACCAAUCCAACAUCAUCAGGUGAUCAGGGUAGUCAAUCAGGUGAUCUCAACACCCAGUCAUGUGAUCAGAAGACCAAACUAACAGAGGGAGCUCAAGGAACUGACCAAACCCCCAAGCAGUCCCAGGCAACUUCUUUGGAUGACAAUGGACAAGUAACUGGACAGGGUGGAAAUCUUUCAGGUUCUGGAAUUUGCAGAUGCAAGUACUGUGGAUCACCCUAUGCUAUUCCUCUUAUCUUAGCAAGGCAUCUCAAGUACAAACAUGGUCAUAAUGGUGGUAUUCUGGUACCAGAUUCAUCCCAUUCACGUUUUCUGCAGAUCAUCAAUGGAGAAAUACAAAACCCUUUUGAUAAACCCAAAGAGCCUUCACAUGAUGAAACAGGAAGUGCAAAAAUAGGAAGGAAGACUAAAUAUGUAAUAUAUCUUAGGAAACCGAGUGAAAAGCAAAAACAGAAUUCUUACUUCUCCAGACAAUGUGAGAAGGUAAUUAAUCAUCAAGUUGGGGAUGCCAUAGCAGGUGAAAGAAUUCAUACAGGUGAUCAGCGCUAUGUUUGUUAUUAUUGUGACAAAGCAUUCUAUGAAGCAAGUGCUCUCAAAGCCCAUGCACAAAUCCAUUAUGAAGUGCAUGUUUGCGAUUAUUGUGAUAAGACUUUCCAUUUUGCUUCCGCUCUUAAAGCACAUAGAUGUAAAAGAAUUCAUACAGGUGAGAAACCCUUUCAUACAGGUGAGAAACCCUAUGUAUGUGAUCAUUGUGGUAAGGCAUUUAUUCUACCAGGUCUUCUCCGCGCACAUAAACGAUACCAUACUAGUGAUAAGGCCUUUGUUUGUGAUUAUUGUAAUAAGGCCUUCUAUAGUUCCUCUUCUCUCGAAGCACAUAAACGGAUCCAUACAGGUGAGAAGCCCUAUGUAUGUGAUCAGUGUGGUAAGGCAUUUAAUGGGAAGGGUAAUCUCGCAAGACAUAAACGAAUCCAUACAGGUGAGAAACCAUAUGUAUGUGAUCGAUGUGGUAGGGCAUUUAGUGAAGAAACUACUUUCAGUAGACAUAAACAAGGUCAUGCAAAUGAGAAGCGCUUUGUAUGUGUUCACUGCGGUAAGGCAUUUAAUCAAAUGCUUAAUCUUAGUAUACAUGAACGAAACCAUACAGGUGAGAAAAAUUAUCUCUGUGAUCAAUGUGGUAAGGCAUUUUAUAGAGCUGAUCAUCUCAAAGCACAUAAAAGAAUUCAUGAUUCUGACAAACCCUAUGUAUGUAUUUAUUGUGGUAAGUCAUUUAAUUAUGCGUGUGAUCUAAAAAUUCAUAAACGAAUCCAUACCGGUGAAAAGCCCUAUGAAUGUCAUUUUUGUGAUGAGGCAUUUCGUCAAAGUAGCACUCUCAAAAGCCACAUUACAAGUAAGCACAAGUGAGAAGCCCAUUGCAUGUGCGGUGAAGCUUUUUUUUUCAUCUUGGAAGCAAUCUCAAAAGUCGUAUGCAAUUUCAUACAGUUGAGAAGCCCUAACAGUAACAAUAUGGCAGGGCAUUUUGUCAUCAGUAAAAACAUGAACAAAUCCAUUCAGUGAAGAAACCCAAUGGUCCAAAUUCACAAAGGUAGUUUUGAAAACCAUCGGUUGAACCCACUGUUUUCAUAUGCAGAUUUCCUGUAUAAAUUUUCCUUGCAAGAGAACAAUUUCCAAUGUUGAUGUGUGCUUUUCAGGUCGCCAAAUUUACGCUUGUUGCCAUGGUUAAGUAUGCUUGAGUCCACUGUUUUAACAACAGACAGUUGACUCCUGAAUAAAGUAGCAUAUGUAUGUCAUCAAUGUGCGACAGAAAUUAGAUGCGGAUCUAUCCUCACAAAACAAAUUCACAGACGUUUCUGAUGAAUACAGUCUGAACAUUUUUUAAUUUACACGACAUCAGAUAGAAGUGCAUCCUGUGGAAUAGUUUUUUGUGAAUCAGAAAGAACAAAAAAGCUCUCGCUUGCUUUGUGGUUGAGAAGCAAUAUGCAUGUGAUCAGCAUUGGGAGACAGACCAAUUUGUAAACCGGUGUGUUGGCUCAGUUGGUAGAGCGUCCGUUUAAAAACCGGGAGGUCGGGGGUUCAAACCCCAGCCGCGUCAGACCAAAAGACGUUAAAACAUGGGAGUUGCUGCUAACCUGUUUGCGUUCAACAAUUAAAGGGAUAGAGCCUCGUCGAUCUGGCGCUGCACAGGGGCUGCCGGGCCCACGAUCAAUUGGGCAAAGCAAAUUUUCAGAGUAUUUCAUUUCAUGUCAAUCUCGAAUAAUAAAUUAUGGAUUUCUCAUUUUCAUCAUUUUUCAGAUGUUAGAAUAAUUGUUUGUUUUAAAUUCAAAUUAAAAAAAAAGUUUGUAAAAAAAUCAUGUAAAAAUAAAAAAAAAUAGAAAAACAAUUAUAUAAAUGCUGUUAAAAUAACUAAAAAAUAAAAUGCAGUGAAAGAAAAUAUGUCAGUGGCAACACGAAAAUCAUAAACAACAUUCUUAGUAUGAAAAAUGAUUAAAAUAAUUAAAUAUGAUUUUUGGUUAUCGGAUGGAAAAUCUAUAAAAGACAACAUUAUUAUUUUUUUUAUCACCAUUGGAAAGAAUCUUAACACCAGGUCAAGAAAGUGAUUCUUAUUUACGUCAUUUAGGGAAACCAAUUACAGGAUCUGUUUCUUUCCCCUCAUUUCUGCCAAAAUACUGUUUUGUCAUCUAAAAAUGGAAAAUCCCCAUGAUAUGACUGUAUUGAUAAUAGUAGGCCUAUAUUAAAACAGUGAUUAAUGUAUUAUGUAAACCUUCAUGCAAUACAUAUAAUUUUUGUUUUUAGAUGCCUCAUGAACUUUAAUAGUGCAAAUUACUUAGUAUUUUUAAAUCUUGGAUGAUAUCCUAUAUCUCUUAAGAAAUUAUCUAAAUUCAAUUUAAUCACACAUUUGCUUUUUCUAUUUUUUUUCUAUUUUAUUUGUACAUAUCUUUUAUGUCACUGUAUUUUCUCCCACUUUAAUUUGCUAAAAUUAGGGUCAAUCUUUUAAGUUUCUAAUUUACUUCUUUUGACCCUCCACAUUUUUAUAAUGUAUUUUGUAUUAUCUAUGGUUAUGCUCUGUGUAUACGUUAUAUUUGCUAUGAUUUGAUGUGCUUAUAGUGUAAAUUUUUUUUUCCAAACAUUUUUAUAGGAAUGUGAAAAAUAAACUGAACUUUAAUUUUGUGAUAAGACAUAUCUCACAUUCAAUAAUACAUCAAUACGUAAUUGAUGUCAGUUAGCAGAGUUUAUCCUACCUUAAUCUUCAGAGUAAAGGUAUCCUGCGCUAUUUGUUAUCUGUCAUCAAGUUAUCAUCAUCUUCAAUAAAUAUAUAUAAUAUGAA
This is a messenger RNA of Lytechinus pictus (painted urchin), 3759 nucleotides long. Its product is annotated as zinc finger protein 678-like. Gene Ontology annotation, molecular function: RNA polymerase II cis-regulatory region sequence-specific DNA binding; DNA-binding transcription factor activity. Bases 105 to 1838 code for a protein of 577 amino acids. Lineage: Eukaryota; Metazoa; Echinodermata; Echinoidea; Temnopleuroida; Toxopneustidae. The transcript has 2 exons. Gene Ontology annotation, biological process: regulation of transcription by RNA polymerase II. The record is from RefSeq and is a predicted model, not a curated record.